This is a messenger RNA of Polyodon spathula (Mississippi paddlefish), 1380 nucleotides long. Its product is annotated as extensin-like. The coding region runs from base 1 to 1380 and encodes 459 amino acids. The record is from RefSeq and is a predicted model, not a curated record. NCBI's taxonomy places the organism in Eukaryota, Metazoa, Chordata, Actinopteri, Acipenseriformes, Polyodontidae. The transcript is spliced from 2 exons.
AUGUGUCUGACCCUCGCCUCUCCAUUCAGUUCAAUGGGCGGAGGUACCAAGCCAUUCGAGUGUGUGAAGCAAACCCCCAGCGAGAAGAGGAGAGAGAGCAGUCCUAUACAGAACCAGCGACACGUCUGGGAGUUCGUCAAACACCCCCACGUCCUCAGGGGUUUGGAGCAAAACACCAUUCCCACCCCUCCCUCGCCCCGGCCACUCCCCGAACAUGUGGGGACCCUCCCCACGGACAGGCUCUCCCCGAACCUCGUCCCCUCCCCACCCUCUCCCCUCUCCCCAGACCUCGGUUUGGAGCCCCCCCCGCCUCGGGGUCUCCCAGAACCUCGUCACCCACCCUUGGAGCAGUGGGGGGGCUCCCCAAACCUCGAGACCCCCCCACACGCCCUGUCCUCUCCCCACAAACAUCGUGCCCCCCCCCACGAGAGGUCCUUCCCCAAAACUCCGUCACACCCCCCCGGGGUGCACGCCCUGGAGAGGGGUCGCAGUCCCCGGAGGAUCGGGGUGGGACCCUCCUCGGGGGUUGGAGCAGUGGGGGGGCGCCCCAACCUCAUGUCACUGAGGCAGUGGGGGGGAGUACCCCCCCUCCUCGCCCCGUCCCCUUCGAACCUCGUGGAGCAGUGGGGGGAGUCAGGGUCGGCAACCUCGUCAGCCCCCAAGUCCCACCCCGGGCCCUUCGUACCUCGUCAACCCCCCCUCGUCCACCCCGGGGGGGAGCGACAGGGGAACCCCCCCUGGGGGGGGAGCGUACCCUUGGGGCCUCGGGGACCCCCCCUCGUCCCACCCCGUCCCUUCGUACCUCGUCACCCCCCCUCGUCCCACCCCGUCCCCUUCGAACCUCGUAACCCCCCCUCGUCCCACCCGUCCCCUUCGGACUCGUUCACCACCUCGUCACCCCGUCCCCGUCCCCUCGAACCUCGGUCCCAGCCCGUCCCUGGAACCUCGUCACCCCCCCUCGUCACCCGGUCCCCUAACCACCCCCCCUCGUCCCACCCCGUCCCCUUCGCCUCGUCACCCCCCUCGUCCACCCCCGUCCCUCCAAACCUCGUCACCCCCCCCUCGUCCCUUCGUCCCCUGCGUAACUCGUCACCCCCUCGUCCCACCCGGUCCCCUUGGGCACCUCGGAACCCCCCCUCGUCCCCCCACGUUCCCUUCGACCCCGUCACCCCCCCUCGUCCCACCCCGUCCCACUUCGAACCUCGUCACCCCCCCUGUCCCACCCCGUCCCCUUCGAACCUCGUCACCCCCCCUCGUCCACCCGUCCCCUCGUCACCCCCCCUCGGCCCACCCCGUCCACCCCGCCCCUCGAACCUCGUCACACCCCCCUCGUCCCUUUCGAACCUCGUCACACCCCCUCGUCCCACCCGUCCCCUUUGA